Messenger RNA from Dipodomys ordii (Ord's kangaroo rat), 941 nucleotides. It is a transcript of the gene Timm17a, whose product is annotated as translocase of inner mitochondrial membrane 17 homolog A (yeast). Bases 50 to 565 code for a protein of 171 amino acids. Lineage: Eukaryota; Metazoa; Chordata; Mammalia; Rodentia; Heteromyidae. Gene Ontology annotation, molecular function: transmembrane protein transporter activity. Gene Ontology annotation, biological process: protein import into mitochondrial matrix. The record is from RefSeq and is a predicted model, not a curated record. Gene Ontology annotation, cellular component: TIM23 mitochondrial import inner membrane translocase complex; mitochondrial inner membrane. The transcript has 6 exons.
ACAGUUUCCGCCCCGCUGGCCCGGCGUCACCCGCGCGUCUGGAGUCAAGAUGGAGGAGUAUGCCCGAGAGCCGUGCCCUUGGAGAAUUGUGGAUGACUGUGGUGGAGCCUUUACAAUGGGUACCAUAGGUGGUGGCAUCUUCCAAGCCAUUAAAGGUUUUCGAAAUUCUCCUGUGGGAGUGAACCACAGACUACGAGGGAGUUUGACAGCUAUUAAAACCAGGGCUCCCCAGUUGGGAGGUAGCUUUGCCAUUUGGGGUGGUCUGUUCUCCAUGAUUGACUGUAGUAUGGUUCAAGUGAGAGGAAAAGAAGAUCCCUGGAACUCCAUCACUAGUGGUGCCUUAACGGGAGCCAUCCUGGCCGCCAGAAACGGACCGGUGGCCAUGGUUGGGUCAGCAGCAAUGGGAGGCAUUCUCCUAGCUUUAAUUGAAGGAGCUGGUAUCUUGUUGACAAGAUUUGCCUCUGCACAGUUUCCCAAUGGUCCUCAGUUUGCUGAAGACCCCUCCCAGUUGCCUGCAAGCCAGUUGCCAUCCUCACCUUUUGGAGACUAUCGACAAUAUCAAUAGAUUUCUUUCCCAGGAUUUCUUUAACCGAAUGAGCUGUAGUUCAAGAAGGAUUUCAGAUCAAGUUACAUACAAUCUGUUUUUACAACUAUAGGUGGGACAAUUGUGGCCAAGUAGGCCAUGAAGAGACAUUGAGCACUAUUUUCUAUUUAAAGGAACAUGAGAGGAGGAUAAAUGACGCUGCGUUUAUUUAUACACACUUGGAUUGCGUUGUGAUCAGAGUGAAUGUCUAAUAUCAUUAAAAGAAAAGUGCUUAGAAGAUGAAGGACCAAAGGGCAGAUAACAGUGAGACAUGAUCAUCAAUUGGGGACUUCUCUACCUGGUUAUAUGUGUACAGUUGAUGAAACAAUAAAAAGCUCCUGGAACUUAUUCCUUUUAA